CAGUGGCUUCGAGCAAGCAGCUACCCACUGACAGUGAUCACGGUACGUUAACACACAGGCGAACGGAGCGAAACAACAUGAACAAAGCAAUUGGAGCGAUUUUUCUCCUAGCGAUGGUGGUGCUGGUGCACUACGCAUCCGCUGAGCAUAAGAAGCCGCAGGACACGCUGACUCGCAUCGACAAUGUGGACGGGAUCGAGAUGAUCAAACCGCUCGACGAUGUGCUGAGCGCGAUGGAAGGCUUGCGAAUGCGCCGUGCUGCCCAGGGUGGUGGUGGCGGUGGUGGCCAGGGACAGGGCGGACAGGGCGGUAAACAAGGUGGCGGCCAGGGUGGUGGACGCCGUGGACCACCAGACAACAGCCAGGGCAGUGGUGAAAACUAAUGCCACCGUGAGCGCUGAGAGGAGUCCACCGAUCGCUCUUCCUAUCAAAAACCAUCGUAAAAUCCUUUCUUUAAAGUAUGAUCGUUGGUGUGGUUUUGUUUGGUUUGAAUUUUAGAAAACGGAGCAAAUUGGUGUUCCGUUCCGUAGUUCGUCUGUUCUUACUAGCCAUUUGAACUGAUUUUUAGUUGUAGAGUUGUUUGAAAUUGCACCCCAAAAAAACAUGUUCGCAAAAUAAAACACACAUAAUUUAUCAAA
Molecule: messenger RNA, 638 nt
Organism: Anopheles merus
Lineage: Eukaryota; Metazoa; Arthropoda; Insecta; Diptera; Culicidae
Product: serine/arginine-rich splicing factor 1-like
Exons: 2
Coding region: 78-383 (101 amino acids)
Source: RefSeq, a predicted model, not a curated record